This is a messenger RNA of Antechinus flavipes (yellow-footed antechinus), 2671 nucleotides long. It is a transcript of the gene OVCH2, whose product is annotated as ovochymase 2. The record is from RefSeq and is a predicted model, not a curated record. The transcript is spliced from 20 exons. The coding region runs from base 1 to 2433 and encodes 810 amino acids. Gene Ontology annotation, molecular function: serine-type endopeptidase activity. Lineage: Eukaryota; Metazoa; Chordata; Mammalia; Dasyuromorphia; Dasyuridae. Gene Ontology annotation, biological process: proteolysis.
AUGUGUGGGCGGAGUGCAAUAGACAACCAGCCUUGGGAUUAUUUGGGCCAUUUCAGUCGAAUUGUUGGAGGAAGUCCAGUUGAAAAAGGAGCAUAUCCAUGGCAGGUGUCUCUGAAACGAAGAGAAAAGCAUUUCUGUGGAGGAACUAUCAUCUCUGCCCAAUGGGUGAUCACAGCUGCUCACUGUGUCAUGCAUAAGGAUAUGAAAACUUUUCUGAAUGUUACAGCAGGAGAACAUGAUUUGAAUUUGGUAGAGCAAGGAGAGCAGAUCCUUUCUGUGGAUAACAUCAUCAGACACCCUUAUUUCACACCCAAAAAACCAAUGAAUUACGACAUUGCCCUCUUGAAGAUGAAUGGCGCAUUUAAGUUUGGCCAGUUUGUUGGGCCCGUGUGUCUUCCCAAACGGGGGGAAACUUUUGAGCCAGGAUUCAUCUGUACCACUGCAGGCUGGGGCCGUCUGGAAGAGAAUGGCCGCCUCCCUCAUGUCUUGCAUCAAGUGGACUUGCCCAUUCUGACUAAGAGGAAGUGCGCAGCUAUGCUGUUAACUUUAAAAAGGCCCAUCAAGGGCAAUACGCUUCUCUGUGCUGGCUUUCCAGAUGGUGGAAAGGAUGCAUGUCAGGGUGAUUCAGGGGGCUCCCUGAUGUGCAGGAAUAAGCAUGGGGCCUGGACUCUAGCUGGUGUGACUUCCUGGGGGAUGGGAUGUGCUCGCAGCUGGAGGCACAACUGUCAGAAAACUGCCAGUUACAGAGGAACUCCUGGGGUUUUUACAGACCUGACUAAAGUGCUUCCCUGGAUUCACAAUACUAUUGAAAUGGGGCAAAGGAUGAAAAGCUCUGUGGCCCUGUGCAGUGACCACGAUGGGCAGCUCUCAGGGCCCGAGGGGCAGCUCCGCUUCCCAAGAUAUCCCCAUCAGUUCUAUGGAAGUGAUGAGUUGUGUGUGUGGACCGUGUACGUCAUAGGGCAGAUGCACAUCUGGCUCAAUUUUUCCCACUUGGAUGUGGAAUUUGAGGAGUUCUGUCGCCGGGAUUCCCUGUCUGUAUAUUCAUUAGAAGACAGGCUCAUCGGGAAGUUCUGUGGUGUGGUUGUCCCUUCACCAAUCUUCAUUAGCUCCAACUCAGUAAGCCUGAAGUUUGUCUCUGAUGCUACAGAGUAUGGCACUGGAUUUUCACUCACCUACAAAGCUCUUAAACCAAAUCAUUCUCCUGAUUCUGGUUGUGUUGCCUUAACUGUCCUUUUUAAAGAAGGGAUAAUACAAAGUUUACAUUAUCCGGAUGUUUAUACAAAUCUGCUCACUUGUCACUGGAUUAUUCAUGCUCCAGAAGACCGCAUCAUUAAGCUUGAAUUUCAGAACUUUGAGCUUGAAGAAAGUGAUGGCUGCCUCUCUGAUUCAGUGACAGUAUAUGAUGAUGUGGAAGGGAAAGAAGAAAUAGCUCGGUACUGUGGCUUUGCUGUGCCCCAACCUGUACUGAGCUCCUCCAGUGUCAUGCUAAUCAGCUUCCAGGCAGAUGAAAGCCAUGUCUUCAGGGGAUUUCAGGCCUCCUUCUACUUCAUCUUUGAAACAGAUUUAAAUAUCUCAGACACAGAGGACGAGUUUGAGCUUCCUUCAUCUGGCCAUGGCACAGAUAUAGACCUGGGUGUUGCAGAUGACCAUUGUGGAGCAGCAUCCAAGCCUCCCAGGUUUCUCUUCAGCAGGAUUGUGGGAGGACAGCCAGCAGCAGCCAGAUCUUGGCCUUGGCAGGUCAGCCUGCAGAUUGCUGCAGAACAUCUCUGUGGGGGAACAGUGAUUGGGAAGAGCUGGGUGGUCACAGCUGCCCAUUGUUUUAAUGAUAAGAAGCAGCAUGUGCCUGUGUGGAUGGUAAUUGCUGGAAUCCAUGAUCUGACUGAGCGAAACAACCAACAGAAAAGAUCAAUAAAACACAUUUUGAUUCAUCCAGCCUUUGACAGAACCACAAUGGACUAUGAUAUUGCUCUCUUGCAAAUGACUGAACCAUUUCAGUUCAAUCACUAUGUUCAUCCAGUGUGUCUUCCUGAGAAAGGUCAAGAAAUACCAUCAUCCAGCAUGUGUGUGGUCACUGGAUGGGGGAUUGAUAAUCUAGAUGGAGAAAAAUCCAACAAAUUACAGCAACUUGAAGUUCCUAUCCUUGAUUCUGAUGUGUGUCAGGAAUAUUAUCAAAAUCUCUCUGUGGGGGUAUCUCAGAGGAUGUUCUGUGCUGGGUUCCCUUCUAAAGGAGACAAGGAUUCUUGCUCAGGUGACUCAGGUGGUCCCUUGGUUUGCUCCCUUGAAGAUUCAGGUCUUUAUGCCCUUUUUGGGAUAACCAGCUGGGGCUUUGGCUGUGGAAGGAUUAAUUAUCCAGGUGUCUACACUAGUGUCACUGUUUUCACUGACUGGAUCAAACAGCAUAUUAAUGAUACUGGAAGCGAAUUAGGUAACUGACAAAAUUGCUUCUGGAAGAGACUCUGGCUAGUACAUCCUCUGAAGAGAUGGCCAGGGUAGGUUUGUGAAAAACAUAAAACCUUGGAAAUCGGGAGUAUAUCUUCUUUAUUUCUCUUCCCUUUGAUGGUUUCUAGGUGUGCACGUUCAUGAAAGACUGAUAAUGUUUGUCUUUGUGCUCAGAGGCUAAGUAUCCUUGCAGCUGUACUUCAUAUGUGCAUUGCAUAAUUUCUAAUAAAGA